Messenger RNA from Pneumocystis carinii B80, 2522 nucleotides. RefSeq lists its product as hypothetical. Gene Ontology annotation, molecular function: RNA binding; RNA helicase activity; ATP binding. The coding region runs from base 129 to 2522 and encodes 797 amino acids. The transcript has 7 exons. The record is from RefSeq and is a predicted model, not a curated record. Lineage: Eukaryota; Fungi; Ascomycota; Pneumocystomycetes; Pneumocystales; Pneumocystaceae. Gene Ontology annotation, cellular component: nucleus.
AAUAUCCAGAAAUAUUAGAUAUUUUUUUUGGAGAGAAAAAAGAUGAGGAAAAAGAGGGAAAAAAGAGGGUAAAACAAGGGUUUAAGGGCGGGAAAAAGACAAGAAUAGAUGGGGGACGCUUUGAAUCAAUGGAAAUAUCCUUAAAUACACUUAAAGCGAUCAAAUAUAAAGGUUUCAGGAUUCCUACGCCAAUACAGAGGAAAACAAUGCCAUUAUUGCUAGAUCGCAUGGACGUGGUCGCAAUGGCAAGGACUGGAUCCGGUAAAACGGCAGCUUUUGUGAUCCCAAUGAUUGAACGGCUGAAAACCCACCAUGCCAAGGUAGGAUCUAGGGCACUGAUACUCUGCCCGAACAGGGAGCUUGCGAUUCAGACGAUUAAGGUUGUUAAAGAGCUAAAAAGAGGGACAAAUUUAAGAUCAGUGCUUUUGGUGGGGGGAGAAAGCCUUGAAGAGCAAUUUGAAAUGAUGGAAAUGAAUCCAGACAUAAUUGUAGCAACACCAGGACGAUUUUUGCAUUUAAAAGUAGAAAUGGAUCUUGAUCUUAAAACAAUUGAAUAUGUAGUAUUUGAUGAGGCAGAUAGACUGUUUGAGAUGGGAUUUUCAGAGCAAUUGUCAGAAAUUCUUCGUUAUCUUCCAACAUCAAGACAAACAUCACUCUUUUCAGCUACACUUCCAAGAUCUUUAGUGGAUUUUGCAAAGGCCGGCCUUCAAAACCCGAUUCUAGUUCGUCUUGAUACUGAAUUAGUAGUUUCUGAGGAUUUACAGUCGGCCUUUUUCUCAAUAAAGCCAUCUGAAAAAGAAGCAGCCUUGCUUUAUCUUCUUCAUGAUAUUAUUAAGGUCCCUAAAACCAUUGAAGAAGCAGGAGAUGGUAAUUUAGGAAAAAAUGACAAAAAUAAUACAUAUAAACAUAAUCAAAAUGCAAUAUCCCCUUAUUCAACUAUUAUUUUUACAUGUACAAGGCAUCAUGUUGAAUAUUUGGAGAAAUUACUUUCAUUAUAUGGUUAUUCAGUUUCUUAUAUAUAUGGAUCAUUGGAUCAGGUAGCUAGAAGAAACCAAAUAGCUUCUUUCAGGGCAGGAAAAACCACUCUUUUGGUGGUAACAGAUAUUGCUGCACGAGGUAUUGAUAUUCCUCUUUUAUCAAAUGUAAUCAAUUAUGAUUUUCCUUCUAAGCCUAAAAUAUAUGUCCAUAGAGUUGGAAGGACAGCAAGGGCAGGACAGAAGGGUUGGGCAUAUUCUCUUGUUAGGGCAGAAGAUGCAGCAUAUUUAAUUGAGCUACAAUUAUUUUUAGGGAGGAAAAUAGUAUCAUCUAACAGUCAGGACCCAGACUAUGUUCAGAACAUAGUUCUAGGAACAUUUCCAAGACAGAAUCUUGAAUAUUAUUGUGAAUGGAUUGCACAAUUGCUGAGAGAAAACAGUGAAUGUUAUUCUCUUAAAAAAGUAAUGCACAAGGGAGAGAUUCUAUAUUCAAAAACAGCAGGAUCAGCAAGUAUAGAAAGCAAUAGACGAGCUAAAGAACUUGUAAAGGGCGUAGAAUGGUCUAUUAUUAACCCAUUGUUAGUUGAUAGUAAUUGUGAAAAAAAUACAGAGAAAGAGGCUCUAAUGGCUAAAAUUUCAAGCUAUUCUCCUCAUGGAACAAUAUUUGAAGGCUCUAGAAGCUUUAAAAGUGGAAUUGCACUCAAGGAAAUAGAUAAACGAAUGAAAAAGAUUAGAACAUCUAGAGUUAAAGCUAAUAAAUCAGAUCCAAUUGAGCAGAUAUUUCAUGGAAAAAAGAGAUCUAAGACAAACAAUGAUACAAUUGCAAAUAUAAAUGAUUUUGGGGAAAAUAAUACAGAAAUUAGAUCUGGAAUUAUAGAUGAAAAUAGAGCUAAAAAUGAAGGAAAUAGCUAUAAGGACAAGGAGAAUUAUAUGGCAUAUUAUACACCUGCAUCAUCUACGAGAGAACAUGCUUAUGAUGUUAGCAAAUCAAAUUAUUCAUUUGAAAGAGCAACUAAAAAUGCAAUAUUUGAUCUUAUGGGUAAUGAUAAUGAUCUUACUGAUCAAACAGAAGCUCAUAGAAAUAAAAUUCAUUGGAGCUUUAAAAAAAAGAAGCUUGUUAGUAGAACAAAUGAUUAUAAUAAUUCCAAAGGAGGAUCAAAAAUAAUUAAAGAUGAAGGUGGUAUAAAAAUUCCAGCAACAUAUAAAACAGGAAGAUAUACAACAUGGAAGAACUCCAGGAAUAUUAUAAAGAAGAAAGUAGGUGAAAUAGAAAGUUGUGAGAAUCUUACAGCACCUAAAAGCUUAAAUACAAAUAUAAAUAAAGGAAAAUACAAACAUAAUAAGCUCCAAGCACCAAAACCUGCUGAUAAAUAUUGUGAUGAUUAUAAGAAAAGAAAAAAGCGUAUCCAGAAAGCUUUAGAAAAAGGAUAUGGUGAUAAUAAAAGGGUAAAAAGUGAAUUGAGGAAUAUAAUGGAGAUCAGAAAAAUUAGACGCCUCAAAGAAAAAAGAAGACAGAAGAAUGCACGACCAUCCAAAAAGAAACAUUAA